AUGGAGUUUCCUGGCCCUGUGAUGAUGAGGCUCUUCCACACCUGGCCCUCUGCUACACCUGUGACAGUGACCAGGUGGACUCCUCAGGGCCCAGCCAGACCUGGCCAGUGCCCUGUUGUGGCACCUGCUGAGGGACCAGACGGACUCCUCAGGGAGCCCCAGCCGGACCCGGCCAGCGCCCUGCCGUGGAACCUACUGAGGGACCACAUGCAGGGGAAGAACACCACCAACUCCACCCGGGCCUUGAAGCUCCCGGAUGGGACAAGCGCCGCCUGGUACAUCCUGACCAUCAUCGGCAUCUACGGGGUCAUCUUCCUCUUCCGGCUGGCCAGCAAUAUCCUCGGAAAGAAUGAUAAGCCCUUGGAAGAUAUUUAUUACUCAAAUUUGACCUCCAAACUAAAAAACAAAGAGCUCCAGAGCAAGGCAGCCCAACGCUCUGCACCAACUGUUGACAACAGAGCCACCCCGGAGCCCAACCAGGCCAGCACAGGGCCAACGCAUGGAGACAGUGGGCCCCAGGCUGGAACGCAGGGGAUCCCCUGAAAGUCAAGACAAGCUGGCUCCACAGGGAAAGCCCCAACCUUCUUGCCGUGAGCUGCUUUGGGUUUAUCUGGGACCUGGAGAGAAGAGUUGACCCCUUGAUGGGGCUAAUGCAGCAUCCCUGAGCUGUGGGCACUGAUGAUGAGGGAUCACUGGAAGCCAACCCCUGUUUCCUUCUGAGGCUUCUGGUGCUUCAAGGGCAGAGAGCAGGGGCAGCAGCUUCCAGCCAUGCUCGCUCUUUCCUGGGAAAGCCCAUGUGUCUGCAGCAGACCAGGCUGGAUUCCAAAAUCCAGACCCAAGGGUCUCAGGAGAACCCAGGAGACUCCCGGGGGUAUACAUGGAGGCAACCUCCCUUCCCGAUUGCCCUCUCCCAUAUAACCACUAAUAAUCUUCAGUUUCUUUAUAUCCGCUUAUGUCAUGUAAGUGAGAUCAUACAGUAUUUGUCCUUUUGCGACUAACUUAUUUCACUCAGCAUAAUACUAUCAAGCUUUAUCCAUGUUGUGGCCUGCUCCAGAACUUCGUAUCUCUUUAUGGCUGUGUAAUAUUCUAUUGUAGGUUAUGUACUGCAUUUUGUUUAUCCCACUCAUCUGUUGAUGGACAUUUUGGUUCUUUCACCUUCGGUCUGUUGUGUAUAGUUCUGCAGUGAACAUUGGUAUACAGGUUUCCGUUUGCAUUUCUGCCUUCACUUCUUCUGUAUACACACCUAGGAUUGGAAUUACUGGGUCAUAUGGUUUAUGGUAACUCUAUAUUGUUCAACUUUUUGAGGAACCACCAAGCUGCUUUCCACAGUGGCUGCACCAUUUUACAUUCCCACCAGCAAUGGAUAAGGGUUCCACUUUCUCCACGACCUUGCCAACACUUGUUU
This is a messenger RNA of Loxodonta africana (African savanna elephant), 1405 nucleotides long. RefSeq names its product small integral membrane protein 34 (gene SMIM34). Bases 1 to 543 code for a protein of 180 amino acids. The transcript has 2 exons. NCBI's taxonomy places the organism in Eukaryota, Metazoa, Chordata, Mammalia, Proboscidea, Elephantidae. The record is from RefSeq and is a predicted model, not a curated record.